Messenger RNA from Arvicola amphibius (Eurasian water vole), 6563 nucleotides. RefSeq names its product zinc finger protein 507 (gene Znf507). Bases 255 to 3083 code for a protein of 942 amino acids. The transcript is spliced from 7 exons. The record is from RefSeq and is a predicted model, not a curated record. Lineage: Eukaryota; Metazoa; Chordata; Mammalia; Rodentia; Cricetidae. Gene Ontology annotation, biological process: regulation of gene expression. Gene Ontology annotation, cellular component: nucleus.
CCGCCAUCUUGGAGCCACGGCCCGAGGAGGGGGCAAGUCGGGGAAAAGAGAGGGAAAAGAGUCAGGAGCGAGGCGGGCGAGGACGAGGGCGAGGGCACGGCGGGGUCCCGGCCGGCCAAAGGAGGCUCGCAGAAGCAGCAGCCCGCCGCCUGACCGCAGCUGGAUUGUGAAGAUUGAUCCAGGAGACUGCAUUAAUUUUAGGAAUUGAUUGGAAAGACACUGGCUCUGCCACUAACAGCCAUGUAACCUUGGAUAUGGAAGAAAGAACCAGCAUUGCCAUGUUGGUGCCAGAGAUUGAAGAACAGGAGGCUGUGUUAACUGCUGAAGGGGUCCUCAGUCCUGCCUUGGAAGUUGACGAACAAAGAAGAGCCAAAGCAGAUCCUUUGGUCCAUGUCAUCCAGAAGUUAAGCAAGAUAGUGGGGCAUGAAAAGUCGCAAAAAUGUCUUCUGAUUGGGAAAAAACGCCCACGCCCGAGUGUCACACCACGCUGUCUUGAAACCCUAGAGCAUUGUGAGAUUCCAGCUAAAACAACCAAGUCCCCUGCUGCUAAGAUUAGGAAAUCCGAGAUGUCACAAGCAAAUUCCACUGCAGACUCUAUUGCCUCCAUUGAUGGGAAGGCUAUGUCCUACCAGUGUAGCCUUUGUAAGUUCCUGUCGUCAUCUUUCUCUGUGUUGAAAGAGCACAUCAAACAGCACGGGCAGCAGAACGAUGUGAUGCUAAUGUGCUCGGAGUGCCAUGUCACCUCCAGAAGCCAGGAGGAACUCGAAGCUCAUGUGGUGAAUGAACACGAAAACAGUGCCAGUAGCCAAGCCCAGUCCAGCUCCUCCUGCCAGGGAGUCACAGAAAGAAAGAAUGAAACCUUGGUGGACAUCCCAGUGAGCAUGGGUAGUCCACAGACCCAUGCUGUCCAAAGUGCAGCUGUGGCAGAGAUGGGCAAGAGGAAGUGGUAUGCAUACGAGCAGUAUGGCAUGUACCGGUGCUUGUUUUGUAGUUACACCUGCGGUCAGCAGCGGAUGUUGAAGACACAUGCUUGGAAACAUGCAGGGGAAGUUAACUGCUCCUAUCCAAUCUUUGAGAAUGAAAAUGAACCCCUCGGCCUUCUUGCUUCUUCGGUGUCUGCUGCACCUGGUGGGGUCGAUGCAGUCGUCAUUGCUAUUGGGGACAGCGAACUGAGCAUCCACAAUGGGCCAUCUGUACAAGUACAGAUUUGCAGCUCCGAACCACUGUCCUCUUCAUCUCCUUUAGAGGAGAGCACAGAGGAAGGAGUACACCUAAGCCAGUCAGUCACCCUUGACUCUAAUGAGGAGGAAAUGCUGGAGAUGAUGUCUGAUUCUGAGGAGAAUCUGUUUGCUGAUAGUUUGCUCUCAUCAGCACAGAAAAUCAUUAGCAGCAGCCCAAACAAAAAAGGGCACGUGAAUGUCAUUGUGGAACGUUUGCCAAGUGCAGAAGAAACCCUCCCGCCAAAACAUUUCCUAAUGAAUACCGAAAUGGAAGAGGGGAAGAGCCUGAGCUCUGCCGAUGCCCAGACUGGGUGUGGAGGAGCAGGAGACGUCUAUCAUGCUGAUAAAUGUACUGUUGAUAUUGGGGGCUUGAUCAUCGGCUGGGGCAGUGCAGAGAAGAAAGACAAUGAGCUAAGUAAGGGCCUGGCUGCUGAUGAGAAUGCCCCACCAGGACGGAGAAGGACGAAUUCUGAGUCUCUCAGGCUGCACUCCUUAGCUGCAGAAGCCCUUGUCACCAUGCCAAUAAGAGCUGCUGAACUAACGAGAGCCAGCCUUGGGCACUAUGGGGACAUAAACCUUUUAGAUCCAGAUACUGGACAAAGGCAGGUCAGUGGUCCAUUGACAGCAUACUCAAAAAAAAUCAUGUCUCCUCUUAAGAACUCUUCAGAUGGAUUGGCAAGUUUUAACCAAAGCAGUUCCACUGUAGUAGCACUCCCAGAGGGAAGGCAGGAAUUGUCAGAUGGGCAAGUUAAGACAGGCAUCAGCAUGUCCCUUCUUACUGUAAUAGAAAAACUGAGAGAAAGGACAGACCAGAAUGCGUCAGAUGACGACAUUUUGAAAGAGUUGCAGGACAAUGCCCAGUGUCAGCCCAACAGUGAUGGGAGUUUGUUAGGGUCCAACGUGGUGGAAUACAUCCCAGAUGCUGAGCGGCCCUACCGCUGCCGCCUGUGCCACUACUCAAGUGGCAACAGGGGCUACAUCAAGCAGCACCUACGUGUCCAUCGGCAGAGGCAGCCUUACCAGUGUCCUAUCUGUGAGCACAUAGCUGAGAACAGCAAAGACUUGGAAAGCCACAUGAUCAACCACUGUAAAACCAGAAUCCACCAGUGUAAGCAGUGCAAAAUGUCUUUCCAUUACAAGAGCCAACUGAGGAAUCAUGAGCGAGAACAGCACUUUCUGCCCAACACCUUGUCAGUAGCUUCAAACGAGCCAAGAAUUUCCCGUGAUGCCACUGAUGGAAAGUGUGUUCAGGAAGGGAGCAAGUCUUCAACCCAGAAGCAGUAUAAGUGCGAUGUGUGCGAUUACACAAGUACCACAUAUGUCGGGGUCCGGAACCACAGACGGAUCCAUAACUCAGAUAAGCCAUACAGGUGCUCCUUGUGUGGGUACGUGUGCAGCCACCCCCCUUCUUUGAAGUCACACAUGUGGAAGCACGCAAGUGACCAGAACUACAACUACGAGCAAGUUAACAAGGCCAUCAAUGAUGCGAUCUCACAAAGCAGCAGAGUUCUGAGGAAAUCCCCUGGGAAACCCAGCAGUGGAGAGAGAGCUGACCCUACCACAGGCAGUCCAGAAGACUUGGUAUCAUCCUCAGAGCUGACUUCCCAGCUGCCCAGCGAAGUCAUAGAUGCCAGCGAGCUUCAGAAACUGAGCCCCACAGGCAGUAGCUCUGACAUCUCAGGAAGGAGCUGCAGCCUGACUACACCAGGCACUGAGUACUGCGUGCUGCUUUUCUGCUGUUGCAUCUGUGGCUUCGAGUCGACGAGCAAGGAGAGCCUCCUGGAUCACAUGAAAGAACAUGAGGGGGAGAUUGUCAGCAUCAUCCUGAACAAGGAUCAUAGCACAGCCCUGAAUGCCAACUAGCUGGGAGCAUGUGGGAGGGACCCUCUGAACUGCAGAUUAACCUCAGUGCUGUCACUAGCUCACUGGACAUGAGAGCAGGUGGUAUGACUGCUAUUUCAGUGUUUGAGGGAGGAUAUAGAGCUGUGACCCUGUGUGAGCCUCUGUCACCCCUUCUUAGUGUCAAGUGUUUAUUAUUAAAAGCUUACCAUAGUUCAGAAUCUGCAAGCAGAUGAGUUGAAAAGGCCUUGCAGAGCCUCACUGGCCAGCUCUACAGUGGCCGGAACUCUGGUAGGGAAAGGGUGGUCUCCACUGUCUCCAGUAGGCAGCAGGCUGUGGAAUGAGCUUCAUAAAUCAUUUCCCUUGUUGGUAAGAAUUUAUCAAAGACUCAGUGUAGGGUAUGGUCCUUUACUCCCUAAAAAAGAUGGAAGAGGGAUUCCAGAUCACAUCUGAGAAGUUAAUUAUUGUUUCAAAUUUACAGUUACUGCCCAUAAGAUUCAACCAAAUCUCAGGUUCACAGAAAUGGGUGCCUUGGCAGAGGUUCUAUGCAAUGUGAACACUGAGCCCACUCCUCCUCCUCCACCAGCAGCAGCUACUUGACAGCUCCUCCAGCAACUGAGGACAAAGAUGGUAUUGAAUCACCCAGCCAUAAAAAUAACUUGAGCUCCAAGAUAAUGACCUUUGGGGAGGCUGGGUGUGGUGGCACUGGCUGUGAUUGCAGGUUUGAGGCCAGCCUGGGCUAGCAGUACUUGGUCUCAUGGGGUUAAAAAGGAGAUCACUUGGAGAAUAAGAGCUGAAAGUCAGAUGCCUCAAAACUAGUACAGCUGUUGAGCUUUUCCCUUCUUAAAGUUUAUUAGUGUAGUUAAAUUUCAGAGAAUAAUACAGUAUGACUUCAGACUAUUUUAACAAGACACAGGUGGAUUUCUGAGUUUGAGGCUAACCUGUUUUACAUAGCAAGUUCCAGGCUAGCCAAGGCAUCAAAGUGAGACCCUAUCUCACAAAAAAGCUGAACAAAAUUUAAAUUAAAAAAAAGCUAAGUAGUAAUUUCAAAAAGGACUAGAGGGUUGGCUCAGCAGUUAAGAGCACUGGCUGUUCUACAGGAUCUAGGUUUGAUUCUCGGAAACCAUCUGUAAUUCUAGUUCCAGGUUAUCUGGUACCCUCUGGCCCUCAUCAGGUACCAGGUAUGCAUGUGGUACAUAGUCAUACACUCUAAAAAACAGAAUUUUGGAGACUUGAGGGUGUGGCUCACAGUCUAGCCACAGAAAACCAACAAAAGCAAUGUCUUGUCAGAAACACCAUCUGGCAAGUGGCUCGUGUGUUUCUAAGAGUCCAUUUGUUAGCAUGCAAGACAUACUGAAAACUCAGUUCGUUCGUGCAGAAGUCUCCAUCAUGCAGACGUGACCUCAUGUUUUGUGUCAUAAUUUCAGGGUGAGGCAAACAGGGUGUUGCAGUGUUUGUAGUUCCAGUCUCUUAGGUCUGUUCCAUUAAAGGAGCUUCUGCAUUGCUGUAAUGUAGGUGUUAUUUACACACCCAGAGUCGAGGGGCAGCUCCCGGAAGAAAAGGGUUGGCAAGAUUCACAGCUUUUGUUCCUAAAGGUCAAGUGUCCAGGAAAUGAGUUCCUAGUUUUCAUCUGGCACUGGGAGCUGUUGCAUGGGGCCUGGUAUUGGAAACACUUUCUGAUUUGUUUUAUCUUUUUCCCCCACUCAUUUUGAUGACACUAGAGAAAAUUGGCUAAAAUGUUACCACUCUGAUUUUAUUUUAGAUAGCCUUUUUUUCUUCCUUUUUUUUUAAAAAAAAAAAAAAAAAAUAGGGUCUUUCUGUGUAACCUUGGCUGAUUUGGAAUUCACUAUGUAGACCAGAACUCAGAGAUCCACUUGCCUCGGCUUCCCAGGUUCUGAAAUUAAAGACAAAUACCACCAUACUUGGCUGAGGUAAGCUUAAUUUAUUUGUGAAAGUUAAUUCAUUUCCAAUACUUGGAUUUUAAUAAGAAAAUGAAUUUGGUGAUACUAAUUAGAUUCUCCUAAAUUCACUCUGGAUUUAAAUAAAUGUUCUCAUAUUUUCACAAUUAAAUUUAUACAUUUAUAUUUAAAUUUCAUAUUUAUAUUUAAUGCCAAAUGCAAAUAAUUUCCAUGUUUCCAUUUUUAUCACCCAUUGCUGUUGCACACACUAACAGAUCAAUUUUCCAUUGUGCUGUUAGUCUAAACAAUAUUAGCCUUCAGUGAGUUUCCUGUGGCUUUAAUUUUCUACAAUUGCUUAAAAAAUAGUAAUCACCCCAAACAUUCCGCCAUCCCAGCAGUGUGGUUCUUCAAAUGGCACAUCCCGGUCGUCAUGCAAUUGUGAGCAUGAGUUUAGCAUUUCCCCCACCCCAUGGGGGAAAUUAUCCCAAAGGCUCAAAGCCAAAGCCCCCACACUGUCAUCUAUUGCUAUGAGCUCUCUGGCCUGGACAAGGGACAGAGUACCUGGUAUACUGCACACAGUACUAAUAUGCUGCUGCCAGUCUUAGCCAGUUUACCAAGAAGCAGGUUUCAUAAUAACAGAAGCAUGUACGUGCGGUUGUCGUCAAUGGGGAGACACAGGAGUGUGCUGGCUAUUUCUGUGCUCUUUGGCCUGGGAACCCUGUGUCUGUCUUCUGCCUUGACCAGCUGUGGUUCUGUGAUUGAAUGGAGAAUAUUGCUUUAAAGACCCUUAUCAGACUAAGUAAACAGGAGAUGCAGGGGUGAUGGUUGUGAUCAUAUUAUUUUAGGACUUUCUCAUCUUACCCCUUGCUGUGACCAUAGGAAUCUGGCAGCUGCCCCCACUGGCCUGUCAGCCACAUGCUUAUUCUAUUUAUCUGUGACUAGACAACAUGGAGCAGCGACACCACCUGAAGCUUUCGCCCUGGACCUUUCAGUCCUGUUUGAGGGAACCAUUGUGGCUUUGUACCUAUUCUGUUUUUGUCCUCACAAACCAAAUGUGAGCAUCAUGUUUACAUCACACCUCCCCAGCAUACUUGGCUAGACAGAGACGAGCAGGCAUCUCUGUUUCCCAGUUUCACAAACAGUUAAUCUUUUUUUUAAUUGUACAGCAAGGUGCUCAAAAUAAUAGUCUAUAAAUAUAUUUAAUAGAAACUUGAGUUUGACAUUUAUGGGCGUAAAGAUGUGUAUUUUUUUAAAGAAAUAAGUAUUGUGUAACACUAUGCUUUGCUUCUGUAGCCAAAGUAGAGAAACUUCUAGAAUACCACGUAAAAAAGCAACAAAUGAUUCAAACAAAUGUGUCAUUAAAACUGGAUGAUUGGCACUUGGUCAUUUUAUGUUGCACAUCAAGCUGCAAGCCUUAAAGCCAAAACUCUAGGGUUGUUUGUGGUAGAACAGGCCACCUGUGCAGAAGAGUGCAGCAAGCCGCCAGGCAUCUCUUUACCUUCAGAAGUACUGUGCAAAAUUAGAAUAAUUUAUUUUGCUUUACAGGGGUUUGUCAUGUAUUGACUUAAAUAUUGUAUUUUGGUAAUAAAUUUUUUUGUUAAAAACA